CACGGCUUCAACUUGAAGCUGCUGCGAGGCCUGCUCGUACUCUACCAGAGCCCGCGGUUCAUUUGCUUCGUGGGCAUGGCCGCUGAGUCGUUCACCACCUGCAAGACGGUCCUGGCGGGGCCGCUUGUGGUCGCGCGCAACGUCGUCGAUGACAUCGCGCUGCAGGCAGUCGGCACGGAGCGGCUGGUCGCUGCGCAGCUGGGCACGGCUGGGCUGGAAGUGGCCUGUAUCCUCCGUGGUCAGCACCUGCCCAUCAGUGCCGCCAAGACGACCUUCCUCGCCUCGGGUCCCAGCCUUGGGCGUCAGCUGGGCGAGUACUGGAGGUCGCAGGGCUGGACCUUCCGUAAGGCCUUGCAGGCCAGGAACCUCGGCACGAACGCCACCAUCACGAGGCGAGGGGUGCAUGAGGGCCGAGUACGAGCUGCUGGAGCACUUCGCCGUGCACGCAGGCUGGGCUGCUUGCGUGCCGCUGGCGUGGAUGUGGACCUCAUCCACAAGGCUGGACCCGCAGCCAGCAUGGUGUGGGGGCGCACAGUCACGGGCAUCGCUGACGGCGGGUUGCACAGCUGGAGGCGUGACCUGGACCCUGCAGUCCUCACGGCAGGCCAUGCGGUCCAGAUGCUGGCGAGCCUCCUGCAGUCAGCCGAGCUGCCGCGCAGGAUGAUGGCGCUGGGGCUGGAGUCGGCGGCAGCCAGGCACGCGAGUGCCGACGCGCUGUGGAAGCACUGCGCCUCCCCCAUCGACGCGGCAGUGCUGACUCUCGCACGGAUCGGCUGGUACUUCAAGUCCGAGCGGUACCUCGUCACGGACCUCGGCGACGAGCUCGACCUCUUGCUCCUCGGGCCUCGGGGGCUAGGCCUGGAGGCUGGCUUCGGCGCUAGGCGUGCCUCCGAUCGCCACGAGAUGCGGAAGCUCAGCCACGACCCCCUCUUGCAGCGGCCACUGUACUGGGACGCCAUCGGGCGGCUACUCGGGCCAGGCAGCGAGCUGAGCGUGAGGGAGCAGAAUGCGCUUGGGGCCUACAUCUCCAACGCGCACUGGACGCAGGCCAGGCUCUUUGAUGCAGGAGAGCGGGGGCACGCGCGUUGUUGCCGCUGCGGAGCCGAGCGGGGCACCUUGUGGCACCGCCUGUUCGAGUGCCCUGUGCUGGAGCCCCAGCGGCGCGACGGA
Molecule: messenger RNA, 1170 nt
Organism: Prorocentrum cordatum
Lineage: Eukaryota; Dinophyceae; Prorocentrales; Prorocentraceae
Source: the annotation of a GenBank genome assembly